Molecule: messenger RNA, 1050 nt
Organism: Hirsutella rhossiliensis
Lineage: Eukaryota; Fungi; Ascomycota; Sordariomycetes; Hypocreales; Ophiocordycipitaceae
Product: autophagocytosis associated protein, active-site domain-containing protein
Exons: 3
Coding region: 1-1050 (349 amino acids)
Biological process (GO): autophagosome assembly; autophagy of mitochondrion; nucleophagy
Cellular component (GO): cytoplasmic ubiquitin ligase complex; cytosol
Molecular function (GO): Atg8-family ligase activity
Source: RefSeq, a predicted model, not a curated record
AUGAACUACAUCAAAUCCACCGUCAACACCCUCCGCGAUCGGUACACGCCGGUAUCGCACACGUCGACCUUUCGCCAGACGGGCCAGAUCACCCCAGAAGAGUUCCUUGCUGCCGGCGACUACCUCGUCUACAAGUUCCCCACGUGGUCCUGGGGCGACGCAGACGACGAGAGCCGCCGCGUCAGCUACCUGCCCCCCGGCAAGCAGUACCUUGUCACCCGCAACGUGCCCUGCCACCGCCGCCUCAACGACGACUUCGCCGGCGAUGCCGGCCAUGAAGAGGCCCUCGUCAACGACGGCGAUGACUUCAAGGCAGCCGCCGGCUCUGGCGCCGACGACGACGGCUGGCUGAGGACGGGGGGCUUGGCGAGCUCGCAGCCGCUCAAGGCGCGCGAAGUGCGGACCGUCGACGACUCUGGCAACGUGGGCGAGCCGACCGACACUGAAGACGACGACAUCCCGGACAUGGAAGACGACGACGACGACGAGGCUAUCAUCCGGGACGUCGGCAGUGAUUCUAGAAACAGCGGCCGCCGCACCUACACCCUCUACAUCAUGUACACGCCUUACUACCGGACUCCCCGGCUCUACCUCUCGGGCUACCUGCCCAACGGCCAGCCCCUGCCGCCGCAGAGCAUGAUGGACGACAUUGUGGGCGACUACAAGGACAAGACGGUGACGCUCGAGGACUUUCCCCUGUUCGCAAACAACAUCAAGAUGGCCAGCGUGCACCCCUGUAAGCACGCGUCGGUCAUGAAGACGCUUCUCGACCGCGCCGACGCCUCCCUGCGCAUCCGCCGCGACAAGCUCCGCGCGGGCAAGGCCGUCGGCAGCGAGCAGGGCAUGGAGGGGCUCGUCGACGAGCUCAGCAAGCUCGACGUGCACAGCGCGCAGGAGGCGGCCGACAAGGAAGAGUGGGAGGAAGUCGAUGGCGUUGAUGCGGAUGAGCACGAAGUGGCCAUUCGCGUGGACCAGUAUCUCGUCGUCUUCCUCAAGUUCAUGGCCAGCGUCACGCCUGGCAUCGAGCACGACUUCACAAUGGGCGUUUGA